UUAUGUUCUGGGAGAGUGAUUGACUUUAUCAGUCCAAGGACAUCAUCAGCCUGGUAAGGGGGGGAAGUUUGAUCCUCUUUCUCACGGAUCGCAGUCCACGGGAGUUUUUUUCUCCUCCCAACUCCUUACAUAGGAUUUUCCCUCCUGUUUUCGGCUUGGGUUUUUUAUUUUAGGAAUCCCUCUCCACGCAGAGUGGUGAAUCUCAGCGCAGCGCCUGCAGCCCGCGCGCUCCGCUAAACUGGAUUUAAAUUGUAUUUUUCCCGACUCCUAAGUUUGCUUCGAGCUCAUGACUAUGCUUCUUGAUAGCGGUCCGCAGUUUGCAUCGUUAGGAGUGGGGGGGUUCGGGACGCCACGGCACCACGACAUCGGGAACAGAGACCCGAGUCUGGGACUGAAUCCUUUCUCUGAUUCCUCCCACUCCGCCGCGUUUAAAAUAAGCCCCGUGGCGCACGACAUCGCUUCCAGCCAGACGUCAGCGUUCACUCCGCAAGCAAGUGGAUAUGCUGCUGCCCUGGGACACUCUCACGGCGGGCAGGUGGGCUCGUACGGUGGAGGAGCGUUCAACACAACACGAGACUUUCUCUUCCGAAACCGGGGCGUCGGAGAGUCCACUGCACCGAGCGCCCAGCAUGGGAUCUUUGCAGCCUCGACAGGGAGCCUGCACGGGCCGCCGGGGAUCCCCGACAACCCCGGACAUUUGUUGUUUCCUGGACUUCACGACCAGGCAGUCAGCCACACUUCAUCCAGCGGACACGUAGUCAACAGCCAAAUGCAUCUUGGUUUACGCGGGGACAUUUUCGGAAGACCCGACCCGUAUCGGCCAGUAGCGAGCCCCAGGACGGACCCAUACGGGGCUCAGCUCCACAACUACAACCACCCCAUCAACAUGAACAUGGGGAUGAAUGUGCCGACGCACCACGGUCCUGGGGCCUUCUUUAGGUACAUGAGGCAGCCAAUCAAACAAGAGUUAUCCUGCAAAUGGAUAGAGGAGAACCAGAUGAACAGACCCAAAAAGACGUGCGACAGGACUUUCAGCACCAUGCACGAGAUGGUCACGCAUGUGUCUAUGGAGCACGUCGGUGGCCCCGAGCAGAGCAACCACGUCUGCUUCUGGGAGGACUGUCCGAGAGAGGGCAAGUCUUUUAAGGCCAAGUACAAACUCGUCAAUCACAUCCGAGUGCACACGGGAGAAAAGCCGUUCCCGUGCCCGUUCCCCGGAUGUGGGAAAAUAUUCGCCAGGUCUGAAAAUCUCAAAAUCCACAAAAGAACGCACACAGGUGAGAAGCCGUUUAAGUGUGAAUUUGAUGGCUGCGACAGACGCUUCGCCAACAGCAGCGACAGGAAAAAGCACAUGCAUGUGCACACGUCAGACAAGCCAUACAUCUGCAAAGUGUGCGACAAGUCCUACACACACCCCAGUUCUCUCAGGAAACACAUGAAGGUACACGAGUCUCAAGGGUCUGAAUCCUCCCCAGCAGCCAGUUCCGGGUACGAAUCGUCCACACCGCCGGUGUUGGUCUCAGCCAGCACCGAGGACCCGACAAAAACACCGCCGUCAGCGGUGCAGAACACGUCUGGGCACAGCGAAGGACUGGCGCCCAACUUUAACGAAUGGUACGUUUGAAGGCAGAGCAGCAACGCCUCUGUCACCGUGGACCGGAAGGACGAGGAUAAACCAGGAGUAACUGAAAUUCCUUCUCACUUUGCGCACACACACACACACACACACACACACACACACACACACACACACACACACACACACACACACACACACACACACACACACACACACACACACACACACGAGACUGAAAGAACAA
Molecule: messenger RNA, 1823 nt
Organism: Nothobranchius furzeri (turquoise killifish)
Lineage: Eukaryota; Metazoa; Chordata; Actinopteri; Cyprinodontiformes; Nothobranchiidae
Gene: zic3
Product: zic family member 3 heterotaxy 1 (odd-paired homolog, Drosophila)
Biological process (GO): regulation of transcription by RNA polymerase II
Cellular component (GO): nucleus
Molecular function (GO): DNA-binding transcription factor activity, RNA polymerase II-specific; RNA polymerase II cis-regulatory region sequence-specific DNA binding
Source: RefSeq, a predicted model, not a curated record